Messenger RNA from Helicoverpa armigera (cotton bollworm), 7342 nucleotides. Its product is annotated as mucin-22. The transcript has 5 exons. Lineage: Eukaryota; Metazoa; Arthropoda; Insecta; Lepidoptera; Noctuidae. Gene Ontology annotation, molecular function: chitin binding. Gene Ontology annotation, cellular component: extracellular region. The record is from RefSeq and is a predicted model, not a curated record. The coding region runs from base 459 to 6818 and encodes 2119 amino acids.
AGAAUCGGUAAUCACUAUUUAAUCGAGAUGGCAAUGUACACUCGAGUUGUAAUCGUCGAUAAAAAACAAAACACUGUUGCGGAGCCCCCACGGAUGUCAUGACGCGGUAAAUAGUAUCGAUAAGAGUGCCAAGUGUAUCAUGUGUUGGUAUAAGAGGCUGAGGAACCGCGGCGCGCAUCCAUACAUAGUCUUACUGACUCGCUGAGACCUUGCCCGCCACGCAAGGACGAUUCCAGCCCCUACGAAUACUAGCCAUUUCCUUACCGACUCCUAACAGAGAAGCUCACUUCGACAACGAAUUUUUUAUACAUUUAUAAUCUAAGUUUUCAUUAUUCUAAACAAGAAUAAGACUGAACGUUUGUGUCUGUGAUAUAUCUGAAUAGUGCUGAAGGAUUUUUGGUUUUUAUGUCAAAAAUGUUCUGCAAGUCAUAACCAGCACUUAACGAAUUAACAACACAAUGGACAAUAUAUUGAGAAGAUACUGCAAAUUAUAUACAAUAAUAUUUUUUCUUUUAAUCGUCGAGUCGAGGUGCCAUGAUAGCAAUGAAACAUCUAGCGAACAUCGACAAUCUAGAGUUACCGGUAGAAUAGUCAAACUUUAUUCAGGAACGAGACCUGAACCCAUACUGUGUGCCGGUGAAGGUUUUCAAGGAGACCCUAGCGACUGUGCUGUUUUCUAUCGUUGUAUGAAGUCAGGCCGCGGAAAAUAUACAGUUUUCAGGUUUCAAUGCGGACCUGGCACUGUUUACGAUCCUGAAACUGAAGUAUGUAAUCAUCCUAGAAGUACAAAACGUAUAGAAUGUGGCGGUCUGUCAACGCCAGCACCAACAGUUGAUCGCUUGAAUAACAAUGAAAUCGAAGGAGCACAAAACGAAAUACCUUCACCGAUAACAAGUCUGCCUAUUCGUAUAGAAUCCACAACUGGUGCUCAAACAAUUUUUUCUACUGUGUAUCCUUGGGCAACUUCUGGUUCGACUAUAAAUAAUCCAACAAAACGCCAAACGCUUGCGCAUACAACAGGAUUCACUAAUGCUUACACGACAGCUGCACUACCUGAAAUAUCAGAAACCCAGAGUCAACAGUAUACGACCAGAUCAACCCAUCCACCAACCUCUACGGUAACCCAAAUAAGUUCUCGAGAUAACAUUUGUACAUCAGAUGGUUUCAUGGGUGACAGUGAAAAUUGUCGGAAGUUUUAUAGGUGUGUAGGUAAUCAAAGAGGUACAUACACCAGGUUCGAGUUUUCGUGUAGCGAAUCAACGAUAUGGGAUGAUGAUACACAAAGCUGCAAUCACGCUUGGGCUGUAAAGAGAAGUAGAUGCGGUAGGAGUAACCAAGACAGUCAGUAUGCAACAAAUAAAGACGUACUUCAAAAACCUACCUCAACAGAUAAAACAAUUCAACAACAGCUUCAAAUAAGCUAUGGAUCAGACGUUACCCAAACUCAAACACAAAUAAGUAAUGGAUCGGUCAUACAAAACCAAACUCAAAUUAACUUUGGUGAUCGCCUAAAUUCUAACAAAGGCACAAAAGCUACACAAAACCAGACUCAAAUAAGCCAUGGUUCAGCAACUAGUCAAUCGCAGACCCAGAUUGAUUUCAGUGAUAAAGGGGUACAAACACAAUUACAAAUUGAUCAUUCGAAACAAUCAAGUCAGUCUCAGGUACAGGUUCAUGCAUCAACUACAAAAGGACCAUCCACAUCCACAAGUUUGUCUACACCUCAUGCCAGCUCACAGGAAAGUAACAUGUGUUCUAGGUCUGGUUUUAUGGGAGAUACUAAUGACUGCAAGAAAUUUUAUAGAUGCAUUGAUAAUGGCAGAGGUGGUUACACUAAAUUUGAAUUUUCGUGUGGACAGGGAACUGUUUGGGAUCAGAGUAUUGAAGCUUGUAACCAUGCUUGGGCUGUCAAAGAAUGUGGAGGUAAAGUCCCUGUAGACACUACAAGUACUACGCAGGCAGCUACGAGUUCUUCUACGUCUACACAAAAUUAUUAUACAACAUCUUCAACUGAAAAUUAUCAAACAACGUCAGGCUUUAUUCCCACGGAAGACACCGAAGACAGUGGUUAUGGUCAACCUAAUCAAAACCCCACCGCAGGCACAACAGCAUCAAGUUCGACAACAUUAAGUUCAACUACUGUAGUUUCAACAACAGCAAAAUUACCAUCCAAUGGAAAUUGUCAAUCAAGUGGAUUUAUUGGUGAUGCUAACGACUGCAAAAUAUUUUAUAGGUGUGUUGAGAAUGGCAGAGGUGGCUUUACCAAAUACGAGUUCAAGUGCGGUGAAGGCACUGUUUGGGAUCCAGAUCUGGAAGCUUGUAACCAUGCUUGGGCUGUAAAAAGAUGUGGUGGUCAUGCAUCUUCUGAUGAUCACAAGGUCGACACAACAACUGAAAAAGCUCCAACUCUUUCUACUGUCCACACUCAAACUACCGUAGUUACUCAAUCACCUACCGAAUCUGCCGCAACACAGGAUGAUGACUACGAUACUGGUUAUGGAUCUGUAAAUAUUGAAAUUUCUUCAUCAACGACGACGACAACAAAACAACCCCAGAAAGAAGAUAAUAUGGGCAACGUAUGUCGUUCAAGUGGUUUUAUGGGUGAUGAAAACGAUUGUAAAAAGUUUUACAGAUGCGUGGAUAACGGUAAUGGAGGUUACAUUCGUUAUGAAUUUACAUGUGGUGAAGGCACAGUAUGGGACCCUAAGAUUGAAGCUUGUAAUCAUGCAUGGGCAGUAGAAAAAUGUGGUGGAUCAACGAUCAACAAUCAGGAAGCUACCACAGCUAAACCUGCUACCACUGUCGAAGAAGCUGACAAAGGUACCACCGAAAGCAUCCAUAGUACUGUUGCAUCUACGAUUAGUUCAAGUUCCUCAUCCACUUCAUCUGCUACAGAAUCAACAUCUUCGGGUAGUAAUGAAUGCACACGUGAUGGUUUUAUGGGAGACCAAAAGGACUGUAAGAAGUUCUAUAGAUGUGUUGAUAACGGAAAAGGAUCAUUUACAAAAUACGAAUUUUCUUGUGGUGAAGGAACCGUAUGGGAUCAAAAAAUCGAAGCUUGCAAUCAUGCAUGGGCGGUGGAAAAAUGUGGUGGAACUGCAGUUUCCUCCCCUACUCAUCUCGAAACAACUACUCUAUAUCGUCCUACUAUGAAUGAUGAGAUAGAUAAUGGCUAUCCUUCAAACAUUGACACGGGCUAUGAAAUAAGUACACAAAAGACAACAACAACGCAGUCUGUACCGUCAAGUUCAGUAGCUGCCGGUGAAGGGAACAGUUGUACAACUAGUGGAUUUGUUGGGGACAAAAACGACUGCAAGAAGUUUUAUAGAUGCGUCGAUAAUGGAAAUGGUGGCUUUAUUCGUUAUGAAUUUAGCUGUGGUGAAGGUACAUUAUGGGACCAGAGCAUAGAAGCAUGUAAUCAUGCAUGGGCGGUUAAAGAUUGUGGUACUGGAAUCAAUACUAUACACACAUCGAGCCAAAGUCCCGCACACGUUACAUCGACAUCAGAUAAUGAAGAUCAAGGUUAUCCUCAAAGUACUGAGAAAACAACCACUACAACAGUUAGCACAUAUCCAGAUGAAGGUACCAGUGGAGAAUGUUCUAAAGAAGGUUUCAUUGGCGAUAAAAGAAAUUGUAAAAAGUUUUACAGGUGUGUAGACAAUGGUCGAGGUGGAUACACUAAGUACGAAUUUACGUGUGGUGAGGGUACUUAUUGGAAUCAAGAAAUAUUAUCAUGCGACCACGCUACUUCUACUAAACCGUGUGGAGAAAUUGAAAGUAGUUCUAGUACACAAACAUCUGAACCGGCUCAUGAUGAAAUUUAUACAGAGGUUACAAGCUCAUCAACCGAGGAAAAUAUAUAUCAAACUCAAAAACCACCCAUGUCAUCAGGAGCAUGUACAUCAGAAGGAUUCUACGGUGAUCCGAACGACUGCAAAAAGUUUUACAGAUGCGUGGAUAACGGCAAAGGAAGUUAUACGAAGUAUGAUUUCACUUGUGGUGAUGGCACAGUCUGGGAUCAAGAAAUACAAGCAUGUAAUCACGAAUCAAACAACAGAAACUGUUCAUCUAGUUCUUCCUCUCAGUCGACAAGUACGUCUCAAACAACUGAAAAAUCUCCAGAAGCUGGUAGUUCAACCACUACGGUUACACAGAUCCAACACUCAACUGAGAAAACAGAUAGCUCAUCUGUCUCAAGCAGUAACCAGUGCACAUCUGAGGGAUUCUUUGCAGAUCCUAAUGAUUGCAAAAAGUUUAUUCGCUGCGUAAGUAAUGAGAAGGGUGGAUAUACAAAAUACGAAUUUUCUUGUGGUGAAGGAACAAUUUGGGUACAAGAUAUUUUGGCAUGUGACCACGAUACCGACAAAACUACUUGCUCUCCACAAUCAACGACCAGGCCUUCAACAUCCGAGGGACAUCCACAAACUACUGAAAAGGUAGAAGCGAGCAUUUCUACAUCGCGGCCACAGACAACUGAUAAAUUGGAAGAUGAAUAUGAUAGUGGAACUUCCGAUAAACCAACCCAACCAGGAAGCGGUGUUUGUUCAUCAGAAGGAUUUUACGGAAACGAGAAUGACUGUAGACAAUUCUACAGGUGUGUGGAUAAUGGUCAAGGUGGAUAUACUAAAUAUGAUUUUACAUGCGGUGAAGGCACGGCAUGGGACUCCGAAAUUCAAACGUGUAACCAUAUCGAUCAAGUUAAAAAUUGUCAUGGUACCAGUGAAUCACACCCUGUAAUGCAUGAUGAAGAUAAUACUCAGUCAACAGGAACUUCUAGUGCACCAGAAUCUAGUACAGCGGCUUCUAGCACGUCUUCGAGUACAACUAGCACAACUAAUUCUGAAACAAGUCAAGGUUCAUCGUCGUCAAAUAAAAAUUCUUGCGAUAGUGAAGGUUACUUUGGAGAUACACAAGACUGCAAAAAGUUCUAUAGAUGUGUGGAUAAUGGCAAAGGAGGCUACACAAAGUAUGACUAUGUAUGUGGCGAGGGUACAAUCUGGGAUCAAGACAUAACUACUUGUAACCAUCCACAAGACGUUGUCAAUCCCUCCUGUAAUCAAAAACAAGAAAGCACAACAUCAACGACGAUGGCUACUGCAUCUUCAAGUGACUCUUCCUCAUCAUCAUCAUCAACCGAUAGUACACAAAGCUCAUCAACUCAAUCAUCAACUGAAAGUACACAAAGUUCGUCAGCUCAAACAACACAGAGCACAUCAAACUGUUCUCAGGAAGAUUCCUCCAAAAAACCCGUAAAUCAAAAUAUUACAUGCGAUAAAGCAGGCUACUAUCCCAAUCCUAAUGAUUGCAAGAAAUUUUAUAGGUGUGUGGAUUGGGAUGGUGACGGUAAACGAUUCUCUGUCUAUCACUUUGAAUGCGGUGAGGGCACAAUAUGGGACCCAGCUGUUGAAACAUGUAAUUAUGAAGAGUCAGUUUACCCACCACGGGACUGCAGCGGAACCCAAUCGCAAAGUGAAAAUCAACCACCAGCAACUGAAGGAACAACUACAACACAACAGGAAACAAGUAGUUCCCAAGGAAGUACAACUCAAUCUUCAUCUACAACCCAAUCGACAACACAGUCGACAACUACUGAACCUACAACUCAGCAAUCAACGACUUCCGAACAAACAACAACUCAACAAUCGACUAGUUCGGCACAAACGACAUCAGAACCGGCAACUACACAAUCCUCUACUACAUCAGAGUCAACUACUCAAUCUUCUACAACUUCAGAACAAACGACUCAAUCAUCUACUACAUCAGAACAAACGACUCAAUCUUCUACUACAUCAGAAUCAACAACUCAAUCUUCUACAACAUCAGAACAAACAACUCAAUCCUCUACUACAUCAGAACCAACAACAACGGAACAAUCAACAACAACAGACCAAACAACUACAGAGCAAUCGACAACUUCUGAACCAACUACUGAACAAUCAACUACGUCUGAACAGACAACACAGGAAUCAACCACGACUGAACAAAGUACUACAGAACAAUCUACCACCGAGCAAUCUACAACUGAAUCGUCAACUACUGAAUCAUCAACUACUGAAUCGUCCACUACUGAAUCGUCAACUACAGAAUCCACUACAACAGAACAAAGCACAACCCAACAAUCAACUACCACUGAACAGAGUACGACCGAGGAGUCGACAAGCAGUGAAGGUACGACUACCGAACAGUCGACUACAGAACAGACCACUACAGAACAAACUACUGAAAGUUCCACAACGGAGAGUGGCACAGAAAAUACAUCUGAGAGCAAAUGCCCCGAAACAAACGACGAUCAAUCACUAUUUGUAUGUCCCACGUCAUUUAGAAGACAUCCCAAGUAUUGCAAUCUCUUCUACCAAUGUGACGAGAACAAUGAUACGCACGAUGUGAAAAUUGCAGUAUUUACUUGUCCUAAUAACACUAUUUACGACGAGAAUCAAACACGCUGCGUCGAAGAAAGCAAAGCUGAUAAAAAGUGCGAUGGUCAAAUUGCACAAAAAAGGAGGUUUAAAAGAUUGGAUAAACACUACAAAGAACCACUUGUGGCGUCAAAAGAAAGUUACAAAUGUUCAAGCGCCGGAUACUUUUCAUUUGAAAAGGACAGCGAAUGUUCACCGGCUUUCCUGAAAUGUAAAACAGAUAAAACUAACAAGAUAAGAGGUUUUGUGUACCAGUGUCCAAAUGGCUACGUUUACUGGUCAAUAAGUAAGCGAUGUGAACCGAUCAACCGAGUAAGAGAUUGCAAACGUUCUAACAACGACUGGUCUGAAAGGUGGGAGAUACCCGUGGAAAGAAGAAAUGUAGCGCCGUCCAGUGCGUGAAUUAGGUUCUAUCAUAAUAUAAGCAGUGGCAUUUUUUGUGAUACAACAUAAUGUACAUUUCGUGCAAUAUGGUUAAUAGGAAUUUAAAAUUUAGGGAAAUAAGCUUUACAGUAGGUAUUUGAACAUAUUAUGAGCAUAGUAUUCAUAUUUAAUGAGUACAACGGUUAUUCCGCCUUAUAGCGAAGCAGUUUUUUGUUCCAAUAAAAGUUCAUUUCAUAGAACUCAUCAUGACAGCUCGGCCUAUCUUCUAUUUUUACAAGAGAUGUUAUAUUUAUUUUCUACUUUGAUAGCCUGAUUAAAUUAGGAUUUCUUAACGAAAUAUAAUUAUUAACUAAGUAUAUAUGUUUUACGAAAUAUCUAGUCUAUUGAAUAUUUUCUCGACAUACAAUACUUGCUGCCAUAAUAUUAAGGGGAAUCAAAACUUGUGAACAAAAUAUUGUGAAUUGUCAAUAAAAACAAUAUUUUGAUCACGACUUCAUUAGAAUGUAAGCCAUGUAAUAAAUAACCAAUGGAAUAAAUUAUUA